CACACACUCCUUUCCUCUUCUUUCCUUCAUUUAACCCUCGGUUUCUUCCUUUUCUUCAACACACACUCACUCUCUCUCUUACGGUACCACCCCUCUAACUCCCAGUUGCUUCCCCUUUUCUGGAAACAGAUAUCUGAUCCACCCUUUUACCCAAAAAAUCAACACCAUCAUUCCAUUUCCACUUUAGUAUAUAUGGAUUCCAUUUCAUCUCACGAACAAACUAGCAUCAUAACCUAGACCCAACCAAACUAAACUAAACACUCAGUCAGUUCCACUUGUAUUUCAAUUCUCUCUCUAUAAACCCUAUAUACUCUUGUUCUUCCUUUCAUAUCUGUCACUGCACAGGUUGCUCUAAAUCUCUCUUUCUGCAUCAUAUAAUAUCCUAUAUUUGUUACUAGUGUCUCUCUUUUUUUUUUAUAACAAUAUUUGUCACUUUUUGUUUUGGGAAAAUAUCAAUUAUGUUUUCAUAUACAAUAAUAAUAUCAUGAAAAUAAAACCCUAGUUCUCACUGCAUCAUCAAUCAUCAAUUAUCAACAAUGAUCAAUCUCAUCAUCUGCAAGAUCUAGACCAGAUCCAAUUUAACAAAGCUAUUUGACUAAAUAAAAAGAUCUUGUUGAUCUCAUGGAUUUGGUUUCAGAAUCUACAAACUCGACCUUAAGCAAGAUCGAGAGUCCCACUAGUGGAUCUUCGAUAACCAACAAUAGUAUCAGCAGCGGAAGUUCAACUCCAACUUCAAGCCGUUACGAGAACCAAAAGAGAAGAGACUGGAACACGUUUUGUCAGUAUCUCCGAAACCACCGUCCGCCACUCUCGUUAGCCCUAUGUAGCGGUGCUCAUGUUCUUGAGUUUCUCAACUACCUUGACCAGUUUGGGAAAACGAAGGUUCACAAUCAUCCUUGUCCGUUCUUCGGAAUCCCUAAUCCACCGGCUCCUUGUCCUUGUCCUCUUCGUCAGGCGUGGGGAAGUCUCGACGCUCUCAUCGGUCGACUCCGUGCUGCUUAUGAAGAGAACGGUGGUCGGCCUGAGACUAACCCGUUUGGUUCUCGGUCUGUUAGGAUUUAUUUAAGGGAUGUUCGUGAUUUUCAAGCUAAAGCUAGAGGUGUUAGCUAUGAAAAGAAGAGGAAGAGGCCUAAGCCUAAGAUUACUGCACCCACAACUGCUAGUUAGGUGUUGGAUGGUGCCUAAGACUGUUGAGAUGGGUUUGGAAUUAAUUACAGUAGUUAUUAAAUUAAGGUGACGUAGAUCGGUGAUGGAAAUUUGAAGUUGUGACUUGUGAGGUCUCUAGCUAGCUGGAGGGACAAGUAUGCUUUCUGGUCAUGAGAUUCAUUUUCAUAGUCAUGACUACAAGUAGGAGAUGAAGAAAAUGUUAUGAAUUAUAAUUCUUGUACUGAAUCUUGUACGAAAUAUAUUAUGUAUUUGGGAAACAGGAUGCGGUUUGGUCUCCUAUGGGAGCUAGCUAGCUUAUAUGUUGAAAAUAAU
Vicia villosa (hairy vetch) is the source of this 1479-nucleotide messenger RNA. Its product is annotated as protein LIGHT-DEPENDENT SHORT HYPOCOTYLS 2-like. The coding region runs from base 622 to 1167 and encodes 181 amino acids. Gene Ontology annotation, biological process: response to light stimulus; mRNA transcription. The record is from RefSeq and is a predicted model, not a curated record. The transcript has 2 exons. Gene Ontology annotation, cellular component: nucleus. NCBI's taxonomy places the organism in Eukaryota, Viridiplantae, Streptophyta, Magnoliopsida, Fabales, Fabaceae.